GCGAAUGAAUUAUGCUGUAUUUUGAAGUUAUCAAUUGAAUCGUGGACAGGGAUUUAAACGUGUUUGAAGUUUUGUACAUUUAAAUACCAGUUCGUAUUGAGCGGUAGCUCUCCUGACAACCGUUUUCCUUAUCUCGUGAAAAAAGAUUCAAGCCUGCGUUACGUAGCCAGUAACCGCGUACACAAAAAGAGAAAAAAUAAUAUUCGUCACCGAGUCAAAGUGUUUCAUUUCCGUCUGUAGAUCUUUCAGGGGGUAGAGAUGGAUAUUUAUCUUUGAAACGACAGAAACCGACGGACGGGACAUAAUAUUGCCACAGGAGGAGAACCCGUGCUAAAAUCAGAAGAUGGCCUCUUCGUUCCUGGGCCCAGAGUCUCCAAGACCCCUUUCGGUCGUAUCGGAAGGUUAUCAAACUCGCUUCAGAAUUCCCCACUAUGAAGAGAAAUUCUGUUUUGGGAAAAAUUACGAGGAAAAAAUGUUCGAUCUUAUUCAUAAGUACCUGGAGCUCGGUACAACCGACCGUUUCUGUUACAUCGGAAAUAUAAAGGGAAGUCUGGUGGAGAGGAUAGCGGAAAAGUUCUGUCUUCUAGAACCAGUCAUGUCCGUGAUUCCGGGACAUUUCAGUUACGUGGAAACCGGAAGUGAUAAACUCCUGUCUGUCCGGGUCGCUCACACAGGAGCGGAGGAGUAUUUCAAACAGCUGGCAACCAGUAAAGAAAAAGUGAAAACAGUUUUUGACAAAAUCAUUAUUAAAGAUGGAGUUCGUUAUCUCCAAAAUCCAAAGGAAUGUUAUGAACACGUGAUGCAGUGUGUUGAUAAAUCCGGGAAACUCCUUAUCAUCCAUAGACCGGGGUCUUUGAAUACUCUCCCAAUUUUUCAAGAUGCAAAACAACGAUUGGAAGAAGUGGAAACACCAUAUAUGGACAUUAUCAAAGACCUUCAGGACUGCAAAUUUGAUGUGCAAUGGGAAGUAGAAUGCCUUCCAAUUCUUCUGCCAAAGAGAAAAUGGUUUUCCAUGUUGCAAGAAAAGUUCCCGCCACAAAUGGAAAUACUUAGCGAUUCUGAAAUCACUUCCGGUUGUCGUGAACUGACAGAAGGGGUUCUUAAAUACGAGGGUGAAAUUGUAGAAUUUCAAGACAGGCUUUUGUUCAUCACUGUGUCUCACUCCGCGUUGGAAGACGGGUUCCCUAAGAUUCAGAGACAUGGUAGAAGUGACACCGGAACCUUUCCUAAUCUUAAAAAUCUCAAGCUGAAUAUGUCGGUGACACCCGACAUCAGAAAGUUUCUAAAACCACGGGAAAAGACAGAGGAAAAGGGAAAAUUCCCCUGGCAGUGAUAGAUUAAAUACUGUACUAUACAUAUACAGAUUGCCGAAUCCUGUGCUGAAUGCAUUUUCUGAAUCUUGCGUUCUGAAGUAUGCGAUACAUUUCCUAUUCUCGAUAGUGCAUCUGAUUUACAAAGUGAAGAAAUCAGUUAUGAAUAACAUGAAUAUAUUAUUUAUACAGCUUUCUGAGUGCCUUGUAGAUGUCUUUGUGUACUCGAGAAAAAUGCAGUGUUAAUAAAAUUUGAAGUUGCUCAA
Molecule: messenger RNA, 1576 nt
Organism: Ostrea edulis (European flat oyster)
Lineage: Eukaryota; Metazoa; Mollusca; Bivalvia; Ostreida; Ostreidae
Exons: 2
Coding region: 344-1333 (329 amino acids)
Source: RefSeq, a predicted model, not a curated record